AUGUUGCUCGUUUCUCACGAGUACGUGCCCAUCCCCGGCCACUGGGCAAUCCUCGUAUCCCGAGACGUGACACAAGAAGGAACGCUAUUCAACACCCUGGGAAAUCACUUUCGUGGAUUCUACGUCGAUAUCAAGAAGAAUAUUUGCCCUAGUCCUGGUGAGGCCGUCAGCUCCUUCAUCUUGGGUUAUACCAACAAGUCGACACUUGCGCGAAUGGAGGAGAUUGCCAACUCGACCCCCGAACCGGCUCCUGAUUGUCAGACUUGGGCGAAGUGGUUUGCUCAAAAGUUGGUUGAUGAGGGAAUCCUGGAGGCUUCGGCAAUGGAAAAGUUUGAGACGGCACCCAGAACCUAG
Molecule: messenger RNA, 354 nt
Organism: Fusarium vanettenii 77-13-4
Lineage: Eukaryota; Fungi; Ascomycota; Sordariomycetes; Hypocreales; Nectriaceae
Exons: 1
Coding region: 1-354 (117 amino acids)
Source: RefSeq, a predicted model, not a curated record